Cetraspora pellucida is the source of this 761-nucleotide messenger RNA. NCBI's taxonomy places the organism in Eukaryota, Fungi, Glomeromycota, Glomeromycetes, Diversisporales, Gigasporaceae. The record is from the annotation of a GenBank genome assembly.
AUGCCCUGGGGCAUUAUUUUAACUGAAAAGCUAAAACCACUUGUAAUUGAAGCCUCUAUUGAACCACAAGCAUUGGCUGGUAUUAAUUAUGUUACAUUAUCUGUUAUAUAUUGCUCUAAUCAAACAGUUUCUUCUGACAAGAAGUCUAGUAAUAACAGUAGCAGUUAUGAGGAAGUGUCUUUUGUAAAUAGUUAUGAUCAUAGUUGUAACAUUGAACAACAAAGUAAAGAAAAAUGUGAUAGAGCCCAAGAAAGUGUAUAUACACUUCAUGAUUUAUCUGAUUACUUUCCUACAAGUAUUCAAGUAAAAUUUUUACCUUCUCUUACUACUUCACAUCUGCAACUCAUGGUUGCAGCUAUUUUACCAAUGGUGCUAAAUGUUAAGACUAAAUUUGUUCAAAACACAUAUUCAGACUCUAUUGAAGAUGAAGAAAGUGAAGUUAAUGAAUUAGUAGUCGAUCUUACCUAUAACACAGACCUGAUGAUUGUACAAGAUAUAGAAACCUAUAUGAAAUUAAAUAAUGCAUAUAUAUUUACAAAAGAAAAACUUAAUAAUUAUCAAAUUGUUGAAAUCAUGUUGGCAAAAAAAUUAGAAUAUGAUCAAGGUGAUCCUGAUGAUUCUAAUGAGGAGCUAUCACAUAUUUUAGUUUUAGAAGAAUUAGAUAGAUUAAAAAAUUUUAUUUUAUUUGUUGAACAACAAAUGAAUAAUAAUUUUGAUAAAAAUGAUUUAACAUUAUUUCACAAAUAUGUACUACUUAUGAG